Protopolystoma xenopodis is the source of this 246-nucleotide messenger RNA. The record is from the annotation of a GenBank genome assembly. Lineage: Eukaryota; Metazoa; Platyhelminthes; Monogenea; Polystomatidea; Polystomatidae.
AUGCUUCAAUUUGGACUUGUUUCUAAUCUUUUCUCUAUCGGCCAGUGCUCCUUGUUCGGUCUGGCUCUGGGCUUUUCUCCUGCUAGAUCCGAUAUACACUCUCUUCUUGGGUCAGAGAGGUGGCUGGAUGAUCUUGUCCUCUGCCAAGCGUUGACUGGGCCUGUCUGUGCCUUAGCCUGCCCGGUGACGAGUCCGCCGUGCGAGAAGCGUCAGUCUUUCUGGAAAUUCAGACUUCACCUGCCCUAG